Molecule: messenger RNA, 3367 nt
Organism: Heterocephalus glaber (naked mole-rat)
Lineage: Eukaryota; Metazoa; Chordata; Mammalia; Rodentia; Bathyergidae
Gene: Lratd1
Product: LRAT domain containing 1
Biological process (GO): cell motility; cell morphogenesis
Source: RefSeq, a predicted model, not a curated record
UGGAGCCGGCUGCUCCGGCUACUUAGAGUGCUCGGUGAGGCGGUGGGAACGCCGAGCCUAGCCGGGACUGGCCAGGUGGAGCUGCGCCCCAGCCGGUGUAGACGGGAGCGCACCGGUACCGCGCCGCGGGGUAGAGCCGAGCCGCAGCCCCUCGGGCCGCCCGGGACCCACGUGCACCGCGGCGUCUGCAGCACCCAUGGGAACCUGGAGACUUUAAAGGAGUUUGGGGUUUCGGGAGCAGGGAAAUCACGGAUCCCCGUUCCUGGCCCUCGCCUCGCCGCGUCAUUGAUGGGCAACCAACUGGAUCGAAUCACCCACCUCAGCUACAGCGAGCUGCCCACAGGGGACCCGUCGGGGAUCGAGAAGGACGAGCUGCGGGUCGGGGUCGCCUACUUCUUCUCGGAUGAGGAGGAGGACCUGGACGAACGCGGGCAGCCCGACAAGUUUUGCGUGAAGGCCACGGCAGGCUGCACCCCCUGCCCGGAGAGCCCCAGCCGCCACCACCACCACUUGCUGCACCAGCUGGUGCUCAACGAGACUCAGGUCUCCGCCUUCCGGGGCCAGGAAUGCAUCUUCUCCAAAGUGAGCGGCGGCCCGCAGGGCGCCGACCUGAGCGUCUACGCGGUCACCGCGCUGCCCGCGCUCUGCGAACCCGGCGACCUCCUGGAGCUGCUGUGGCUGCAGCCCGCGCCCGAGCCGUCGGCGCCCGCCCCGCACUGGGCCGUGUACGUGGGCGGCGGCCACAUCAUCCACCUGCACCAGGGCGAGAUCCGCCAGGACAGCUUGUACGAGGCGGGCGCCGCCAACGUGGGCCGGGUGGUGAAUAGCUGGUACCGCUACCGCCCACUGGUGGCCGAGCUGGUGCUGCAGAACGCGUGCGGCCAUCUGGGCCUCAAGAGCGAGGAGAUCUGCUGGACGAACUCGGAGAGCUUCGCCGCCUGGUGCCGCUUCGGCAAGCGCGAGUUCAAAGCCGGAGGGGAGGUGCAGGCGGGCACGCAGCCCCCGCAGCAGCAGUACUGCCUCAAGGUGCACCUGGGGGAGAACAAGGUGCACACCGCCCGCUUCCACAGCCUGGAAGACCUCAUCCGUGAGAAGCGCCGCAUAGACGCCAGCGGCCGCCUGCGCGUGCUGCAGGAGUUCGCUGACUUCGUGCGCGACAAGGAGUAGCCGCCCCGGGGCUGCCCGGACCCCGCGCGCGGCCCCUCCCCGCCCUCAGCGAUUCUGCACCCCCGCCCCCCUCGCGCGCGCGACCGGAGCCGCCGGUGGUCAGUGGCGGGGCUGCAGCCUUGCCCCCCAACAGCAAGUGCCAGGAAGACACGGAGACAGACACCGGACGCCAGGACGGAAGGGGCGCAGCGGCACGCGCCGGCCCGCGCUCCCGGAGGUGGUGACGCUCUGGAGCCCCGGCGCGCUUUCCCCUCGAGUUGUCAGACGGCAAGGGCGGGCGGGAAGAGGGGCGCAGGGGCGCAGCGUUUUGCGCCCACAGGGGAAGUCCCCUUACUAAAAAGGGGCGGUCACCGCCCCGAAAUGCGCGAGCACGGGCCAGUCCCUUGGCUGGCGAGAAUUCUCUUUGCAGGGCUCUUGGAUAGGUCCCCGGAUCGCAGGGUUUCCAAGAAAUCCAGCCCGUCUGUCGUUGGUGCACUUGGAAAUCGCUCCGCGAGGUCUGGGUCAUCCCGAGGCUGCCUGGGACUCUUCCACCUCUCCCGGACCCAGGUCUCCCGCCGCUGCCCUCCAGGCUCUGGGCUGAGCUAUUUUCUGCUUCCUGUUGCUUGCACGAGGAAGCAGACGCCACCCCCACCCGCAUUUGCCCAGUGAGUCUCCAGACCGCAGAGGUUCCGGGCGGUGAGGAGAGGUGACUCCGCCUGGAUAGGGAGCGAGUUCACCCGGUGUCUGGAACUCGAACGAGUAGAGCAGGGCGCUUGUUCUAAACCCUCGAUUGCUCCUUCCUCGGGCUGCAUUUCAAAAAUAGUCAUGUGUUUAACUGGGCUAGAGGAGAGGGAGGGGGAGGACGCGACAUUCCGGAAACCAGCAUUAGGGCAGCAGCACGUAGCCAGUCAAUUUAGGUUGGCUUUCCCUAACAGAGAUAGAUCUUAGCCCGCGGGAAGUGGAAAUUAAGUUUUAAACAUGAGAGCGGAGAUUUCUAACUAUGUCAACAAAGCCUAUCGUGUUGAUGUUUUUAUUGACCAUUUUAGCAACAUGCUAAUAAAAUUUCAAAUUGAAAUUUUUAUUUUCAUGGCUUUACUCCAUGAUAGUUUAAAUACUGGGGGCCAUUAAGAGUGGAUGUAGCUAAGAGCUUAGCUAACAUUGCCUUUUUCACUCUAUUUUUCUUAAAUCUUACGAGAAUUCUGUUUUUUGAAUAUUGUAGUUUUUUUUAAUUUAAAUAGCAGCCCAAGUAAUGGUGGAGUUAUUAAUGUCUAUGUUGUCCUACAUUUCUGCCAGGUAAAGGGUUUAUUUGGUUUGGUGGAAAUUGCUGGCAGGCUCGGUGUGGAUUUUUUUCUCCAUGUGGUACAGCAUUACCAUUUCACAUUUGCAUUUUUUUUAACUGUCUCCUCCUGCUCUCCUUAAAAAGGACUGCAGUUUGUGGCUGUAUCCCCUCUUCUUUAGCCAGUCCCAAAAUACAUUCCCUAAAACAGGGAAAACCUUGUAGGGUCAGUACAAAUACGUGUUUUUCACACAACGUAGGGUUGUGUGAAACUCCCUCCGUGGGUGAAGGACGACAGCCUUCUCUCCUUGGGCUGCAGCCCUGCCUGAGGGAUCCUGCUGGACUCCAUGCAUUGGGCACCCCUAUAGCAUCUACGUCUCUUUCCAGGGAACUUGUCAAAUACUGGUGUUUAGCAAAUUGUUGCAAGCAGUUGCGUCUUGACAGCUACGAUUAGCUGGACAGCAGAUUUUGUGGCCAAAGCCAGUUUCUUGGCAUUUCAAAAAUAAUGCAAUAAAAACUAGUCGAAGUUAGCUAAGACUGGAAAUGCCUUUUCCAUGGGAAAUGAUUCAUUAUGUUCUAUUUUUUAUUUUUAUUUUCUUUUGGCUUUCAUUCUGGAUUCAUUCCCUGAUCUUGAAUCAAGAGGUCAGAUCAAUGAAAUAUGAACUAGAGUAUUUUUCUUAAGCCUAUUGAGUGAUUUAUAUUUUAAAAAUGUUUAAAUGCAUAUGCUUUUCUUUCAGCACACGAAACAAACUUUUGUAAUGACUAACUUACCUUUGCAUGUAUGGAGAACUGAAAAUCAUUUAUUUCCCUAACUUAUUCUUCUCUCAAAUAACAGAUGACAAAUCAUAAAAUGAAAUUCUUUAUUGUAUCUACACACUCCAUAUUCUUUACUGUGUUUCCUUCUGUAUCUUGGCUCCCUGCUGUAUUAAACCACCAUCCUAACCA